AUGGAUCUUUGCCCGGAUCUCGUUGAUCAAUCAUCAUCAAGGCCUAUUGUCAAGCAAGAAGUUGGUACGGACAAUGUAGCCACAACUGAAGCUACCAUCAAUCACCUUGAGGACGAUUAUGCUGACGAAGGGAUUGAAGAAGGACCUUCUGAAAGUGGAGACAGCACUAAAGACUUCUCAAAAUCACCAGAAGGCUCAACUGAAGACAAUGAAAAGAAAACCAACCCAAACGAUAAACCGCCAUUCUCCUACAACGCUCUCAUAAUGAUGGCAAUCAAAAGUAGUAGCGAGAAAAGGUUGACUCUAUCUGGCAUCUAUGACUACAUUAUGACAAAUUAUCCCUUCUAUCGUGACAAUAAACAAGGGUGGCAGAAUUCGAUUCGCCACAAUCUGUCGUUAAAUAAGUGCUUUGUGAAAGUGCCAAGAAGUUUUGAUGAUCCUGGAAAAGGUAAGUACAGGACAAUAAUAAUUUUUGCAUAUUGAAA
Molecule: messenger RNA, 485 nt
Organism: Cylicostephanus goldi
Lineage: Eukaryota; Metazoa; Nematoda; Chromadorea; Rhabditida; Strongylidae
Source: the annotation of a GenBank genome assembly